This is a messenger RNA of Vitrella brassicaformis, 1173 nucleotides long. Lineage: Eukaryota; Vitrellaceae. The record is from the annotation of a GenBank genome assembly.
CGAGGAAUGAGUGAGGAAGAAGCAUCGCUACCUUCACCAGCAAAGCCGCCAGCGUCGGCAUCGGCAUUGGCCAGCCGCUCCCCCCGCAAGUCGCUGUGCCCCUCGUUCUUUCCCUUCUCGUGGUGCUGCGGCCUCGAGGCGACCAGCGGGGUAGUGGACAAGGGAGAGAUAGUGUAUAAUCCCGAGGAUGACUCGCGGGCCUUGGUGAGGAUGCUUGACUCGGCGCAGAACGAGGCGAGGGACAUCGUAGCGAAGGCACGACAGAGGAGGCGGGAGCUCAUGAGGCGGUGCGAGAAGGAGGCGGAGGAAGAGACCCACCACUUCAUGUGAGGGAGGGAGCAAGGGAGCGAGAGCGAGGACCAGGAUGAAGUCAUUCGUUCGGUUUGCAUGCUGUGCUGUGCUGCAGGGACGAGACUCAGAGGAACUUUGAGAUUUUUCGCGUCAAGGUGCGUACGUACGGAAGCCGCCAGCCAUACAACACUCACUCACUCUCUCACUGGCAUGGGGUGUCUGCAUCCACCCACGUCUGACAAACACGUGUGUGUGUGUGAUUGCCAUGCAGACCAAGUCGCACAUGAUGGAUGACGCCCAGCUGCACGACACGCGGGCGGAGCAGGACGUCGAGGCCAUGCGCAGAGAGGCACCCGCUAGACAACACACGGCCGUCAGCUUUGCCAUAAGUAAACAAACAAACAAACAAACCAGCCGCACACCGCCAGUACCGCCCAUGGAUGCCGUGUUGUCUGUGUGUGUCUAUCAGGUGCAGUGACGUCCGUCAAGCUGGAGCUUCCCGCGCCGGCCCGAGAGCAGCUGAGGCGGCAGGUGCAGGCCGCUCAGGCAGAGAAGGAGAGGCGGCUUAGGCAGACAGGGUGCUUCGGCAUGAGACGGCCUAAGCGACCCAGGGGCAAUCCAAAGUGAGGCAAGAUACUCGAGGUGGGCCACGACGGUGUUGGUGGUGUUGGUGGUGGGAGGUUCCCCACCAGGAGCAAUCGGUCGGCCGGGAGGGUGGGUUGCAUUCGUUGGUCGUUUUGGUGAAACCAGGGGCGAGAUUGCCUUGCUUAUUGCCACUUACUCGGGCACAGUCUUGCAGCUCGAGUGAGUCCUUCCGCGAGUCAGUCAGUCAGUCAGUCGUGUGUGUGAGGACAUUCAUCGUCUUUUUGCUCUCGUGUGUGC